CAGCCGAUAUCCUGCCGAGGCGCAGUAACAUGGGAGGCUGCCAAGCCCGCUGUCAUAGAAACAGUUGAGGUCGCGCCACCUAAAUUGGGUGAGGUGCGAAUCAAGAUGAUCAAUACAGGUGUCUGCCAUUCAGACAGCACAAUGGCGAGCGGAAACAAAGGAGAUCGUUUCUUUCCAGUUGUACUGGGACAUGAAGGAAGUGGCGUUGUAGAGAGCGUUGGUGAAGGAGUCACUACAGUGAAACCAGGUAAAUAAAUACAUGCAGUCUGACUCUCUCUCGAAUUUCACCGAACGAGUUUGGACGAUCAGAGGUGUGGGUUUGACUAAGGGACUCCAGAUAAAAGCUUAUUCCAUAUCACAAAUUUUACCUCGUCAUUGUCCUUAGGAGACCAUGUUGUACUGACCUACGUCCCUAAUUGUGGAGAAUGCAAGCUUUGCCUGAAUCCACUGACCAAUCUGUGCACCAGGUAUUUAUGA
Messenger RNA from Porites lobata, 477 nucleotides. Lineage: Eukaryota; Metazoa; Cnidaria; Anthozoa; Scleractinia; Poritidae. The record is from the annotation of a GenBank genome assembly.